GAUCGUUUCCGACAUUCCCAACUCACGUCUGAUGAACUUUCGGUUCUCCAAACUAUCCCAAACAGUUAAACCAAAUGAUAAGGAUAGAUUUCAAGACAACUUGUUUAUAUUAUAAGUAGCUUCGUGAUCUAAGUAACUUUUGUGAAGUGUUGUUUUGCCAUAAAGUUUACGCCGUCACUGUUGUAAUGCGAAUGAGGACAAAUCUCUGUCUGCGCAUUAUUAUAAUAUAUCUGAAAGAAUCUGAGUGCGCAUUAAAUAAUAUAUUUGAAAGAAUUUUUGUGUGCGCAUUAAUGUAAUAUAUCUAAAAAAUAAAAGUACUUCACAGAGAUAUUAUCAUAUUCCAUAAUGAAAUUUUUCAAUAUUUUGAGUGCUGAUGUUGUCACUACAUAAUAAGCAAAAUGUAUUGUUGAUUAUAGAAUGUAUUAUACUUAAUGGACAUAUCCCUUUGGAACCUGUGUCAAAAAUCCAGAAAUCAGCUCUCUAUAAUCUUUAAUCCAAACAAUUAAACAACUAAUAAUUUUCUUAUUCAGUCCAUUCGUGAAAAUCAUCUAUUGAAACAAAAAUGCGAAUGGAAUCAAAGCUUUCUUGUGAUUUUACGGAAAGAUGUGCGUCGGCAUUCGCUUGGGGGACAGCGCUGAUACUCGUGGCAAUACUGCCAGGAUUGCAUUCGUCUGAAAUAGUUGCAGGUCGAGAGCACACUGUUUCCGGCAAGAUAGGCGAGUCAGUGGUUCUGCCUUGUGAGGUGGACUCUCACAACUGCGGCCGCAUCUAUGUGAUUACGUGGACCAAGCAUAUCGGCGAGGAAUGGCGUCGUGUCUAUCUGUACAGCGACACGCAUUCGAAGCCCAUGAAUGCAUUCGCGGGCCGCGCUCAUUUCGUCCUGCACAAUAAUUCCAACGCCGAGCUGCACCUGCGCUCCCUCAGCGUCUCGGACGAGGGGACCUACAAGUGCGACGUCACCUAUAUUCACGGAAAGUGCCCUUCCCUCACCUUCACCAAGCUCUACACCCUCAUGAAACCAAAGCCUCCUGAUUUGUACGUGGAUGGAUCUUUAGUACAGAAUGCCACCACCUUAGGGCCCUAUACUGAAGGGUCCACAUUUAUACUAGACUGUCGAUCUUCAGGUGGUCGUCCUCCACCCCUUAUCACCCUGUGGAAUGGAACGCGGACUCUGGCAGCCAAAAGUCACGUGCAAACUACGGAGGAUGGUGCCAGUGACGUGAUAGUAACCGCUAGAUUCGUACUCUCCAGAUGGGAUUUAGAGUCCAGGCUCGAGUGUCGAGUGCAAAGUAACGCCACGCCGGCCCCCAUGAUCAAAUGGAUCAAGUUGGAUAUACACGUGAAACCUGUCUCAUUACGCCUGCGCGGACCCACGACGCCAGUGGUGGCCGGCGAAAUGGUUUCUCUUACAUGCACUGUUGAGGGUUCGAGACCUGCCGCCUCCAUCACCUGGUUCAAUCGAUCCCGCGAAGUAGAGCCCCAGCCACCAGCGUCUCGAGACUUGAUGAGCGAUGCCACCUACCGCACAUCUUCCACGCUCGUUUUUAUAGCUUCAAGGCACGACCAUCAAGGGGAUUUCUGCUGCCAGGGUCUCAACGAAGUACAGAAACUGCAAAGCCAGCCACCCCUCUUCCAAAUUGUUAAGCUUGAUGUACUGUAUCCUCCUUCUGUCGAAGUGCUGCCCAAAGACGGCCUCAUCGUGAACGAAACAGGGGAAGCAGUCCUUACUUGCAGCUUCAGCGCCAAUCCCCCCAAUGUCACCGAAGUCGUGUGGUACAAAGAUGGAAAACCAGUUAAGACGAUCGAUCCUCUAACAUUGCCCAAUAACAAUCUGAAAGGUGGAUCGCCUCCUGGAGUGCCUCCUUUGAAGCCCAGCAACAAGUUGGUCUUGGACGGAAUCGUGAGAACCGAGGCGGGAUCGUACAGCUGCCACGUGAGGAAUGCGUUCGGAAGAGGGAAUUCCACCAACAACAUCACAAUAGACGUUCUUUAUCCUCCCUCAGUCCGUGUGGGUGUGACGCCGUCUGUCGCAGCCGAGACCAUGGAAGCCAUGCUCACCUGCGAGCCAGUGGACGGGAACCCUGCCGUUCUGAUGGCGGUCCGGUGGUAUCACGACGGAGUUCCGGUCCCCAGCAGUGGAGAGGGUACGAGGCUCACCCUGCGCAAUCUGACCAGAGACCAAAGCGGAAACUACACCUGCAGAGGACUCAACACGGCAGGUUGGAGCAAGGAUUCGGACCCUAAGUACCUGGACAUACAUUAUGCUCCUGGAUCCGCCCGGAUUACUCAGUUGGAAUCAGUAGCAGUGAAGGGGAAGAAGGUGACCCUUUCUUGCCAGCUGGACGACCUGGGACACCCACCUGCUUCCCGUUACUUAUGGGAGAGCCCAACGCUCACCCUUGGGAACAAUUCCAAGCAAAUUCUGGUUAUGGAAAACGUUAAUGCCUCUGCCGAAGCAGUUUAUUUCUGUGCAGGACGCAAUGAAGUGGGCACUGGACCUCUCGGACACUUCACACUCAAGCUCAGUGCUCCACCCUCCUUCGUUCGAGCUCUUCCUCCAGAGUCCGGGGCUGCUAGAAACAGCUCGGCCGUUCGCCUCAUGUGCCACGUGGAGUGCGACCCUCUUUGCAACGUCACGUGGUUUCGAGGAACCGAUUCCCUGCACGAGUCUAAAUUCUUCGUGACAGAGACUUUGGUUCUAGAUCCAGAUCCCAAAAGGAACGUCCUGCGCUCCGUCGUCAGCAGCCUUUCCUGGAGUCUCAGCCACCUGCCCGCAACAAGCUUCGACUUCUCCUCUUUCACGUGCCUCUCCUCCUCCAAUGCGCUUGGGCCAUCUGUUAAUAGUUCCACUCUCUUCAGGAUAGAAUAUCCCCCAGAGAACAUCCAGGUGUCGCUCCACCUGUUGGACGUGAUGGAAGGGGAAACACCAGAGGACGUGGUCUGUUCGGCGUCCGCUUUCCCUCCUCCCAAGUACAUGUGGACGGCGGGGGAUGCAGUGCUCUCCCGCUCAAGAAUCCUCUCCUUCAAUACGUCCGUAACCAGAGAGAUGGCCGGAAACUACUCCUGCAUCGUUCACAAUCCUCACGGACACGCCAGGGCGGAUCUACUGCUGAGGGUCAACCAUCGACCGGACUGCACAGUGCGCAAGGAUUACGAUGACCAGAGGAACGUGGUGCUCAUCUGCCGUUCCAUCGCCUAUCCCGCCGUCUCCAACUUCUCAUGGUUCCGAGACAAUGUGUCCUUGAAUGUCCAGCAAAGAAAUGAGAGGCACGAGAACACCCUUGUGAUCAAGACCGAUGAUAACUUGGCAAGGUACUCCUGCGUCAGCAGCAACGCGCUCGGCCCUUCUGAUCCCUGCAAGCUGCAGCUCACUUCCCUUCCAGCGCCAUCCGGAUGGGUCCUUCAGGAGGAGAAUCUAAUCAUUGUUGCCGGAGUAGCCGGUGGUCUGGUCAUUCUUAUGGUUCUAUUGGUAAUCACAGCUGCGGUGGUAGCAGUCAAGAGAAGGAUAUCAGCAAUAGACAAACCUGAUAUGGAUGAAAGACAAAACUUUGAGGUUCGGGGCGGGUCCGGAGAUACGGGAUUGUGCAGCAGUAUCACCCCCAUUCUGCCUUCCAACCCGCUGGACCCCAUGAUGCCCCUGCUCUCCGAAAUGAAGCAAAAAGUGUCACCCAUGCACAGACCCCCCAUCAUCUCACCCUUGCUACAACAUGGUGGCAAGCCAAUGCACGGAAGGAGAUUUCUACCCAAUAACUGUUCUGAUAUGUGCCGAGUGAGAGACAUAUGCCAAGUGGACCACGGUAAUAACGCCGGAUGAUGGAGAGCGUGCCGGGCAAUUCAAAGAGACACACCGUCCACGUGGAUAGCAGCCGACUGAAGGGAUGGAUCGCCUCCUGUCGGGCUCCCUGGAAGAAUCUCCUUCGAGCACUUUUCUCGCACCUGUAGCUGCAGAGGGCUAUCCGAUAGAUAAUGUAUCUCUCUGCUCACUUGCUUAGAAGAUAUCAACAGGCAUCUUCUACAAAGGGAUUUUUCCCUCCCAAGUUAUUUCUUGUACGGAUCACCGUCUUCUGAUUUUGUCUCCAGAAAUCAUCAUGUAGUGAGACAUCUGAUUGUGUCUCCAGAAGUCUGGCACGAGUGCAGAGCAUGAACUGAACCUUCAACACAUUGUUAUAAUAGUUAGGGGGUUUCCAUUUGUGUUGUUAACUAACACGUCAACAGCUCAUUUUAUAUGCUUCUUUCAAUAAUAUUUAUUCAAAAGAUUCGAAAUGAAAUUUUUUUAAUGGCCAGCCAGCAUCCAGGAACAGUCCUGAUCUUGUUAAAAUGCAUAAUGAAAUGCAUAAUUAAAGCAAUAUAUAGUGCAUUUUGAUGAAACGACGUACGGUACAAAUUAACACAUUAAUACAUGAUUUCGCUAAUUUGCUUUAUGAUAUAAUUUUAUAAUAAAUGAAUGAAUUGCCGUAACUUUGUAGCACUUGUACAAACAUGACUGCGGUGAUUUUAGGAAAAAGAAUAUUCUUAGAGAAGAUUUAGUAAACAGCAUUUAGUAACAGCGAUCCUUAUUUUAAUCCAUAAAAUAAAAUAAAGUGAUAAGAAUUACAUACAAAUUAUCCUGAAUAGACAUCUUUGCGCUCUACUGAUUAGGCCUGUAUAUUAUUAUGAAAUUAGGUAUGUUCAAACUCUUUGAUGUGAUAAGAUAAGAAAAAUCGUAAAAAUAUAGGCUUGGAUUUGUUUUACUUAAAACUAUCAGUCCACAUUGAAUACAAGCGUAAUCGAUUCCCAAAAAAUAUUUCUCAGUUUAAUGUUUCAGCCACUUGUUUUUAGAUAACUGUAAACAUUUUCAAAAAACUGGGGUUUGGCUCUUGCUUUAAACAAAUUUUUCUUUAUAUCAAAUUUAAUGUUCUUGUUUUUCUACAUUGAGACAAUUUAAAAAAUAUAUUGAAGAUAUUUUAUUUGUAAGGUACUCUAACUGUGAUUUAUAUUGGUUUCUUUAGGCGACUCAGAAUAGAAAUUAAAUUGUAUCUUGCCUUACAAAUAGGUAAAUUUGUAUAGUGUAAUUUAUCAGUUUAUUUAUAGCUAUUUAAAUAAACUGAGAAAUAAAAAAGAAAGGUCGCGGAAUAUAGAAAAAAACAUAUAUAAUGAUGAUGAAAUGCUGCGAAAUCUACAUUUUUGUGGUAUGGAAAUCAAAAAACAGAAAAAAGAAUUUUGCGAAUGUCUACAUAGGUAUACAUAGACAGUAAUAUAAAAAUUUUAUUGGCAGGUGUGCAGAUUUUUCUGCAUUUCGAAAGCCGGUAGAUGAAGCAACACCCUAAAUAGUGCCAGGUGUUGGUUUGUCUGUUCUAGGAAUAGAUGAAAACCGAAUCGCCUGAAAUUCUAGAAUUGAAAGCUUGUCUAUAUUUCAUGAUGCAUGAAGCUAAAACCUCAUUGGUCACAUAUUAAGGAUUUAUUUAUUCAUAAAUACAGCACAAAAUUAUGAUUUAUAGAACUAUUUUAACAGAAUAAAUUCUUAGAUUUUUCUAUAAUUGUUGCAAGACACGAAAAGCACUUUGAACGUAGUGAUUUUAGAGCAAAAUUUCUUAAUUAAGAUUAAUAAAUGUUAAAAAUAAACGUUAUUAAGGCAAAUAAUCGAUAAUUCUUGACAAUGAGAAGAAUAAUAGUAGAGUAUUAUUUUUGUUCUACUGUUGAAAAUUAUAUUUUCUAAUGUGUAGAUAAAGUACUUUUCAUAAAAACUGUUAAACAAAGGAAUGAUAUGCGAAUUAUGUUUUUGAUAUUUGUUCAAAAUAUGGACGAAAAAUGCAGUGAGAUAUAUAGAAUUAUGCUUGUAAAGAAUUUAUCUAUGAAAAAUUUUGUACAUUCACACUAUCUUUACUAGAUGCUGCUGCAUUUUUCUAAUAUUCGGCCUUAGUAAAAGUUUCUACUCUAAAGAGAAUUAUUUGGGAAAUUAAAUAUGGGAAAAGAAAACAAGUUCAAUCGUGAUGUUGCAUUGCUUUUUAAUAAUAAAAUUUCCAUUAGCAUUUGCACUGUUUCAGAAAGGAUUAUUUUCGUUUAACUCGUUGAUAAAGUUUUAAUAGAAAUAAAUUUGCUUAUAAAAAAUGCUGAAUUUUAAAAUUUUACAAAAACCCUUAAAUAAUUCCUCUAAAUCUUAUUUGAAAUGUAUUUCGUGACAUUCAAAGCACUCUACGUUUUUCGAGAUGCCAGAUUUAAUAGUUAAUUAAAACUAUUAAUUAAAUUAAUUCAUUCAGCAUUUCAAAAAUUGUAUUGAGCACACAUUACUCAAAGUUAGCAUUUGUUAAUUAAAUGAUUCACGAAGUAAAAAAAUUUGUGUUACGAUAAAGAUUAAUAUGCACCCUUUAGAUAUUUCUUUAUCAAAGUAAAAUUAUUCUAACAAAAUCAAUCCGGUUUUAUGUAGAUAAAAUUUGUCUAAUGCAAAAUCAUUAAUAAAGAAAUGUUCGAAAAUAUUUUCUUUUUAAAGUACAGUUGAGCAUUGGUAUAGUGAAUUGGUAAGAAAAAUAUUUAGAAGCUCUUUUUUAUAAAUAUAAUUUUUGUGUAUGGAAUUUGUGAAAUAAUAUUUUUAUGAGUUUUUAUUUUAAGCAAAAAUGCUAAAUUUCUCUUCAUUCGUGUUCACUUGAAAACUAUGGAAAUUAUUGUAUUCAUUAUGAAAUUCCAUUAUAGCGAUCCUGAAAGUGAAUUCCUUUGAGCACAGCCCAUUCAUAGAAAAAUUAGGAAUGCAUGCUUCUUUUGCGUCGAUUACUAAAUCUCUUUAUCGAGAGAGAAUAGAAGUAUUUCAUAGAGUGACUACAGAAGUCAGUAUCAGGAGGCUAGAGAACAUACUUCAUAAUCUGAUAGUGUAUCAGUUUGUUUUCCCCCAUGGACAGAUAUCAUUUAAAACAGAAAUAAAUUGUUGAGAUAUAAAAUAAGCAAUAUUAAAAAAAUGAUCUAUAUUUCUGUAAAAGACUUGAGCACUGAAAUUUUAGAAAAUGUAUUUUUUUGAUGAGAUAUUUACUGAGCUUUGUCAUAAUCAUCACCCCCAGGCCCCCAGAGAGACAAUUGCACCUUAACUGAACUAAAAUUGAGCGACAGCUGUUUCAUAGCAAAUAGAUAUUUUAGUGACACUUGUAUAGACGUUUUUUGUAAGCGACGCUCAGAACUAAACUGUGUGUGCGAUAUCGACUUCCUCUUCACCGUGGACUUGUUUCGGCGGGAAGAAGUGCCGCCAAAUCACUCGAUGUGUGUUAUUCUAUGUUUGUAAUAGAUCGUGUAUUUAUUGUACACAGUUAUUUGACAAUGAAAACGUAGCGUCAAUUUAACGCCCACCUACAAAC
Argiope bruennichi is the source of this 7316-nucleotide messenger RNA. RefSeq names its product hemicentin-1-like. Lineage: Eukaryota; Metazoa; Arthropoda; Arachnida; Araneae; Araneidae. Gene Ontology annotation, cellular component: cell-cell junction. Gene Ontology annotation, biological process: cell-cell adhesion. The record is from RefSeq and is a predicted model, not a curated record. Bases 563 to 3814 code for a protein of 1083 amino acids. The transcript is spliced from 15 exons. Gene Ontology annotation, molecular function: cell adhesion molecule binding.